Epinephelus fuscoguttatus (brown-marbled grouper) is the source of this 1205-nucleotide messenger RNA. RefSeq names its product mitochondrial ribosomal protein L51 (gene mrpl51). Gene Ontology annotation, cellular component: mitochondrial large ribosomal subunit. The transcript has 4 exons. The record is from RefSeq and is a predicted model, not a curated record. Gene Ontology annotation, molecular function: structural constituent of ribosome. Gene Ontology annotation, biological process: translation. The coding region runs from base 172 to 567 and encodes 131 amino acids. Lineage: Eukaryota; Metazoa; Chordata; Actinopteri; Perciformes; Serranidae.
UAGGCAUUGUGGGACACAGACUAAGAUGGAAGCGACCACCAGGAGCAUGUCGAAACCGCAAUAACAUAUAGUUUUAAGUGUUAGACCUCCACAUAACUCUUUUGCUUCGCUGUGACAAUAACAAAAUAUUUAGGUGGCACAACAUCGCAGCUGGACGUUGAAACUGAAAACAUGUCUGUACUGGGAGGGUUACUGAGAGCUGGAGUGUCCUUCUGUCAGUCUGCUGGGACUCUGCUCCACACAGCCAGGACCUUUUCUACUGGUACGUGUCGUCAGAUCAGGAUGCAUUCCAUUCCAGAGCUGAAGAAGGUGGACAGGUGGACUGAGAAGAGGAGCAUGUUCGGGGUUUAUGACAACAUAGGCAUCUUAGGAGACUUCAAAGCUCAUCCCAAAGACCUCAUCAUGGCGCCCUGCUGGGUGAAGGCUUUCAGAGGCAACGAACUGCAGCGUCUAAUAAGAAAGAAGAAGAUGGUGGGCGACAGAAUGAUGACUCUGGAGAGACACAACUUGGAGAAAAGGAUCCGUUAUCUCUACAAACGUUUCAACCGCUAUGGCAAAUUCCGCUAACGUUGAACAAACCACACUGGCAAAUACAUGUGACCAGCCAAUAAGGACUGAUGGAAACUAGCUGUGUGUUUCAUGCUGUCAAAGUGUUGUAUGUCGCCAUUUUUUUUCUAAGUUAUCAUUUUCAUAUGAGGAGAAGCUUUGUGUGAUUCAGAGCAGUAUACUUCCUGUACUUCUGUUUGAUUGUUUUUGGUCCUAUGACCAACACAAAAUUUAAGAUAUAAAAGCCAAAAAAAGACUGGAAAAACAAUAUUUGUUUUAUUUCUUCUAACCAACAGAAGCUCCCUCAGCUCCCAGACAGCAACAAGCUGGUUGCUUUUGCUCGAUAGCUGUAAACAAAUGACAUGGCGGUCUUGCCUGAGAAUCUAAGGCUACACCCACACUAACAUGUUUUUGUUUUUAAACGCAUCAGUAUUGCUACAUUUAUGCUUAGUGUCCACAUUAGUUUUUGAACCCCUAAAACGGAGAGCUUUGAAAAUGCUGCUGACCCUGUUUUAGUUUGAGAACUCAGGGAUUGUGUUUUAGUGUGGAUUCAUGGAAGUAUAGACUUUGGAAAACAGUGAUGCAGACAAUCAGGUUUGCUUCUCGAUUGUGUCUUGUCAGUCUCAACAUGCCAAAACAUUAUAGCAACAUCUACACAA